ACCGCCAAUAAAAAUUACAUCCAAAAUAUUUUGUAUCGUUCUAGAGGUUCUACUUAAAUGUCUAUGUUAAGAAGUUUUUGUAUGUAUUCUACUUAAAAUACAUAGAAGUCACCAUGAUCGAAAUAAAAAAAUCUGACUUGGUCGUUACAACAUCAUUAACGUUAUUAGUGUAUUUUAAUAACAUUAUAAUAAUCGAUAAUUCAAUAUUACGACCAAACGUAUAGAUUAAGUUUUCUUGUUAAAAGAUUUUUUCUUGUGUAUCGAUAUUAACUGUUCGCGAACUACUAUUUGCCACAUCAUUUUGUUUAAGACAAAAUUGUUUAUUGUUUAUGAGAAUGAAAGUCCCAGUAGGAGUUUUCAUUUGUUUGCUAGUUACAUUAAAGUAUACCUCCCAAGCGGACAUUAACAUUGCAAUAAUAGGUGGUGGUAUCGGAGGCACAUCAUGUGCUUAUUUUCUAAAACAAAUUUUCAAUGAUAAUGUUAGCAUUGACUUAUAUGAAGGUGAUACAAUUGGUGGAAGGCUUGCUACAGUGGCUUUAAAGGACGGUAAUGAAUACGAAGCUGGAGGUUCUAUUAUUCAUGAGCGUAACCGAUAUAUGUCAAGUUUCGUAGAUAUAAAUGGUCUUGAAAAAAAUAAUAAUGCAGUAUCAGAACGAGUUGGUUUGUAUACUAACGAUGGCUUUGAAUUCAUUGAGAGCAGUAAUCAUAUGGUUAAUAUAAUGAAAACUCUUUGGCGAUAUGGUUAUGGCAUAAAAGAAAUGAAAAAUUUUAUUGAUGAUUUGCUUAAUAAAUUUGAUAGAAUUUAUGAGCAUCAAGCUGCUGGUCACAGUUAUGAUACUGUGAAUGAGUUAUUAAUGGCAAUGGAUCCAGCUUUUAGUGGUUACUUAAAUAUAUCCAUCAAGGAUGCUUUUCUUAAUCUAGGUUAUUCAGAAAAGCUUAUUGAAGAAAUUGUGAAGGCAUCAAUAAAAGUAAACUAUGGACAAGAUGUUAAUGUUCACCAAUUUGUUGGUGCCGUGUCAUUAGCAGGGAUGGAUGGAUCAUUGUGGGCAAUAAAAGGAGGAAAUAAACAAGUUGCUGAAAAACUUCUUAAUUUAUCAAAUGCACGAUUAAUACAAGAAUAUGUUGUGCAAGUUACACAAAAUAAUAAUAACAAUGAAACCUCUUACAUGAUAUCUACCAACACCGGAAGAAACUUAACUUAUGACUAUGUAGUCUUUGCUGCCCCACUUGCUGAAAAUCAAAAGAUUCCAAUCAUAUUUACUGAUAUAUCAUCACCCCUGAAAAAUGUCGGAAAAUACCAUCGUACAGUUAGUACGUUUGUUGUUGGUAAACUAAGAAAUGAAAAAUUUACUCCUCUCUCUGAUGGCAGUGAUGCAGUACUUGUAAUUGCUCUUAACGAAAAUGAAUUUUUCAAUUCUAUUGGAAAUAUUGAAAGCGUUGCUUCAUCAUCAAUUCUGCGUAACUGGAAAGUGUUUUCUCGUGAACCACUUACUUCGUAUCAACUGAAUGAGUUAUUUGAGAGCAUAAGUGAAGUUAAAUCAUUUGAUUGGUUAGCUUACCCUCACUAUGAAAUACCAAGUAAAUCGUUAGAUUUUCAGCUGUCUGAUAGACUUUAUCACAUAAAUGCUAUUGAAUGGGCUGCAAGUGCUAUGGAAAUGAGUUGCGUAGGGGCAAAAAAUGUUGCAUUAUUAAUAAAGAAGAACAUCGACAGUAAUUGGAAUGAAACAAACAAGUGGAUGCGUGUGGAAUUGUAAAUAAUAUUAAUAAAAUCAAAUCAAUAUAGUUAUUUUAAUUACUUAUCAACAAAACUUGAAUUACAUUUAAAUAAGUUAUAUAGUCAUUAUGUAUGUACAUUUUAGAAAAAUCUAAAAUUAAACAAUAAAUAUUAAUAGUAACAAACCAUAUUUUAAUAUACAGAACUUAUAAUCAUUGAAAAUUGUAGGUGUAAAAAUAUUAAUUAUCGCUGCUGAAAUGUUCCAAAGCCUAAACCUAAACCACGAUGAGUAUGUGUUGCCAUACGUGCGACUUCAUAUUGACUUUCCAUUGAAUUAAACAUUUCUUCUUGUUUUUUUAUAAUGUCUUUGGAUUGGCCUUGUUGAUUUACUUGACUAUCUGCAGCUGAAAAAUACAAAAUUAAGGUGAUUAAAUAAUAUGUAUAACAAAAUUACACAAAAUCGGUAUCAUAAAAAAUAGUAAAUGAAUAAUCUUACAUUGAACAUCAUCUUUAAUGCCCAUAAGUCUUUUGAAUUUGGCUGUGACUUUUCCAUCUUGAUCACCAAACUUAGUAGAUUGCCAUAUUUUUGCUGUGUUAUUAGUAUUAGGUAUUGCAGGCUUGUGCUCCACAACUUGUUUAACAGAUUCUUGAUUACUAUUUUGUUUGUUGCCCCAUAAGAGUUUACGUUUUUGAAUCUGUUCAGCAUAUUUAUUAGGAUUCACAGCUAUUGGAUUAUAAUAAGAAGGUAACUCUAUCCCAGUUUGCACUUUAACUUUUUCCACUUGUGCUUCCAUAGUUUUUUGAAGUAACAGCUGAGGUGUGACCUGAGUGGUAAACAUUGAAUUGCUGCCUAUAGGAGGAACUUUUAACUCUAUGCCCAAUUUAUCUAAAACUAAAAAAAAAUAUUUAUUAACAUCAGAGAUUGUAUUAUUAAAAAUAUUUCAAUACUUUGUCUUUUGCUAUUUGCUUUUUUCUCCAUGUAGUAAUUAUGUGAAGAUGUAUACUUUUCCUUGCUGUUAGAAGGACUACUUUUCUUAUAAUGAUUUGAAUCGUUCCUUGGACUCUUUGAUUUCCGUCUACUGG
This is a messenger RNA of Adelges cooleyi (spruce gall adelgid), 2797 nucleotides long. Its product is annotated as prenylcysteine oxidase 1-like. The record is from RefSeq and is a predicted model, not a curated record. Bases 330 to 1754 code for a protein of 474 amino acids. Gene Ontology annotation, biological process: prenylcysteine catabolic process; prenylated protein catabolic process. The transcript is spliced from 5 exons. Gene Ontology annotation, molecular function: prenylcysteine oxidase activity. Lineage: Eukaryota; Metazoa; Arthropoda; Insecta; Hemiptera; Adelgidae.